Molecule: messenger RNA, 1332 nt
Organism: Cajanus cajan (pigeon pea)
Lineage: Eukaryota; Viridiplantae; Streptophyta; Magnoliopsida; Fabales; Fabaceae
Product: protein FAR-RED IMPAIRED RESPONSE 1
Source: RefSeq, a predicted model, not a curated record
CGGAGGACCAAUUCACAAAUUAACAUAAAUAUACACCCAUAAUGUAAAAAAGUAAAAUAAGGUGAACCAGAGGUGCAAAAAUAUGCGAGGGUUACUUGAGAAAACAAAAACACCAAAACCGUAAAACGGAACACCCAAAACCUCGUUCACUCUUCCAACAAUACGCAUACAAUACAACAAGGAAGAUCGUUCGUUCCCUUUUCGUAGUUAUCCCGAUUUCUUCAAUUUCUUAAACAGCUCCAACCUAUCGACAAAACGUGACACGGUGAAAAGAUCUCAGUUUUGCACCCUCAGCAGUUUCACAACUUUUAUGGAUUUUGUGAUAGUGGAUUCGGACAAGGGAAAUGAAGCAGAACAUAGCUGUCUAGAAGAGAGUACAAGUAUAUUUGAAGGAGUUGACGUUCAAGAGCCAUAUGUGGGCUUGGAAUUUGAUUCUGAAGAAGAUGCUAGGAAAUUUUAUGUUGAAUAUGCUAGACGGGUAGGAUUUGUUGUACGCAUAAUGCAACGACGACGUUCUGGAAUAGAUGGGAGGACUCUUGCUCGCCGGCUUGGAUGUAACAAACAAGGAUUCUCACCAAAUAACAAGGGAACAUUGGGACCAGAGAAAAAGCCAAGACCUAGUGCGCGAGAAGGUUGCAAGGCAACAAUUUUGGUGAAGUUGGAAAAAUCAGGAAAAUGGGUUGUCUCAAGAUUUAUAAAGGAUCACAACCAUCCCCUAAUUGCCACAGCUAAUGGGUUCAGCACAGCGGGUGAUAAAGAUAAGAAAAUUGCAGAACUUACUAUGGAGUUAGAGCGCCAAGAUCAACUGUGUGCUGCAUAUCGAGAAAAACUGCUCAGCUUCAUAAGCAAUGUUGAGGAGGAAACAGUGGAACUGUCCACAAAAAUUCAACUCAUUAUUGAAAAUAUAAGGACAGCUGAGUCAGAAAUGAAAAAAUGUUCCCAGAACAGAAAGCCUUGGUGCUUAACCCGAGUGUAUAAAUGAAUGAAUAUAGUAAAUAAUACCUAUAGUACUCCUUUACACAUUGGAAUCUGUUCUUUGCACCUCCCUUUUCCUUCUCAAGAGGACAGGGAAAGGUGUGUGGUACCUAAAAGUACCAUACAACUGUUGAGUUAUGCAGGGAUUAUGUUGAGAGAAUGAAACCGUAAGGCACCAAACUUUUGUAGAAGGAAUGGAGUACUAGCUACCUACUUAUCACUAAAUCCUUAAAAAAAAAAAAGAAAAAAACAAGAAAAGGUUCAUGACUUUACAACUUUAGUGUAGUGACUGUAUUUGUAAGAUAACAAUUUCUUUCGUUUUAGGUUUCUUGAAUCAAGAGCUUCAGUUUUUGGGUC